Oreochromis aureus is the source of this 3065-nucleotide messenger RNA. It is a transcript of the gene fgf19, whose product is annotated as fibroblast growth factor 19. The coding region runs from base 1 to 645 and encodes 214 amino acids. The record is from RefSeq and is a predicted model, not a curated record. NCBI's taxonomy places the organism in Eukaryota, Metazoa, Chordata, Actinopteri, Cichliformes, Cichlidae. The transcript has 3 exons. Gene Ontology annotation, cellular component: cytoplasm. Gene Ontology annotation, biological process: positive regulation of protein phosphorylation; positive regulation of gene expression; fibroblast growth factor receptor signaling pathway. Gene Ontology annotation, molecular function: fibroblast growth factor receptor binding; growth factor activity.
AUGCUGCUGCUCCUCAUCGUAUCCAUUGUCAAUAUGCUUUUUGGUGUUGGAAUGGUUUGCAUGCCCCUGUCAGACAACGGGCCCCACAUUGCCCACGGCUGGGCCCAGGUGGUCCGGCUCAGGCACCUUUACGCCACCAGACCGGGAAUGCACCUGCUGAUCAGUGAGGGUGGACAGAUCCGUGGUUCUGCCUGUUUCUUCACUGUGGGGAACAUUUCCAUUUUAGGCCUAAUGGAGAUUCGUCCAGUCGGUCCAGGCCGUGUUGUCAUCAGAGGGGUAGCAACCGCAAGGUUUCUCUGCAUAGAAGACGACGGCACACUGUACUCAUCGCACGCCUACAGCAGAGAGGACUGCAUCUUCAGAGAGCAGAUCUUGCCAGAUGGGUACAACAUCUACAUCUCUGACAGACAUGGAGUCCUGCUCAGUCUGGGAAACCACCGGCAAAGACUGCAGGGCUUAGACCGAGGAGAUCCAGCCCUGGCCCAGUUCCUCCCCAGGAUCAGCACUCUGAAUCAAAUCCCUUCCCCUGGGGCAAACAUCGGUGACCACAUGAAAGUAGCAAAAACAGAAGAACCUGUGGACACAAUAGAUUCAUUUGGAAAGUUCUCUCAGAUCAUUGACAGUCCCAGCUUCCAUAAGAGAUGAGACUGCAACUCUAAGACACCUGUUAAUGCAUGUGCCAAGGGGUGUCUGUGCACUCUUCUCUGAGUGUUGUAAAACCAGCGACUGGGUGCAGCAUUCCUGCACCGGGGAAAGUACCUGCCAGCACUAUUAAGUCCAAAAGACUACAAGUGACCCAAAAGACUACAAGAGCAGCAUCCAACAGAGUGGAGAAUGACAGCUGUCGUCUGUAUGCUCUACAGGACACUGGUACGACAAGGCGAGGGUGCUCACUGAUCACAGGCAAACAAAAAGCAGCACAAACACAUGCAGGAACUCAGACUGACUGAGAAGGAGCAACGUAAAUGCUGUAACAUUAAAGAAAGAGUCCGACAUAAUGCCUAUUAGGCCUUUCCAUCACGUAUUCCUGAAAUAUGAAGCAGGAUUUGGGCUUAGUGAGGAAACCUCUGGUUUAACCUUGGGUUUUACUGUCAUUGAGGUGCUCCACUUUUCACAUCGCCACAGUAAAUUAUGCUCUGGAGCAGAUAGUGUUCAAGAUAAGCAAUCAACACAUACAAAACCUUGGCGUGCAGGCAAUGAGAGGGUUUCUAGUUUGUGAACAUUUUUAAAGACUUUUCCUGAAAACCAUCAAUGGAUUUUUUUUUUUACUUCUGUGUUAAGCCAGACCCUCUUAUGCAUAUAUGAUGUAGCAGUGAUGCUGAUAAGUUGACACGCAACUGGAUUUUUUACUAAUUUAUUUAAUUUCAUUUUAACCUAAUUUAAUUUUUCCCAGCUUUUCAGUUUUACAGACCACUCAAAACUCUUAACACUAUAAAUUAAACACUUCUUAAUACAACCUUUUUAAUAUUGCUUAGCCUGAUGUCAGUAGUGGGGUAGGUUCAAUCAGAUGAGGUAUACAGAUGAGGAUAAUAUGGAUAUGUUGAACUUGCUUUAUAGAACUGGCCUCUGUAGGAAAGAGGGCAAGUGGUGACUGAGGGUAGACUAUCUUUCUGAAUUGAAGAUGAUGUGUAGAAUAAGAUCAACACAAAGCAUGCAGGAGGCAGUACCUGUUUGGACAUCCAUGUUUUCACACUGAGCUCUGUCAGGUAAUGUCUGAAGAACUUCACGAGUACAGUAUAUAGUGUAGAUGGUACUGUAAAACUACAGCAAAUACUUUAGUUUUUAAAUAUCAGUGUCAUUCCUGUUUAAUCAUUGUACCUUCAUAUUUCCUUAAUAUGUCCUGUUUCCUGUUACAUGUAAGGAUGUAGGGGUGUGUGAGUGGCUCAUCCAGUGGUUUGCAUCUUAAGCUCAAUACUGUACACCAGUUUGUCACAGACGCAUUCAUCAGUGUGUGAUAGAUUGUUGUAUAAAGCGCUAUGAGUGCUCCAGGAAAGCGCCAUAUAAGAAUCAGUCCACUUAGCAUUUCAUCCAUGAUAGAUCAUAUAUCCAAUGAGGUGGUAUACUAACCUCUGUGAAUGUGAUUUGCAGUCAAAAGUACUUUAUAUAUGUACUAAUUUAAUGUGAUAAACCAUUUCAAGCUUGGUCACUGUGCAGUUCUGUUGCUCUUAGAUAUAUUUAAAAAAAAUUAUAAAUAAUCACACGCACAGCACACUAAGUAUAUCAAAGAAGCACUUACUACAGUAAUUAGCAAUGUAUAAUACCAACAGGCUAUGUGCUGCAGGCUUUUAAGCUGGCUAUAAAUAAACAAUUGCUUAAAUACCUGGUACUAUAUCCAGCUGUUAAAGUUCAUUACAGUCCAACAGUGCUUUUACUUUGAAACUUCUUAAAUGAGCUGUUUUAAAUUGUCCAUGGUUUAUUUGAAGAAUUUCAGAGAGGGUUUAGAGCUCAUCAUGGCACAGAAAAACAUUUUUAAAAAAUAUGAAGAGGUUAAUAAAUGAAAGUCUAAACAUGAUACUAUAAGCGGCUUAAAUCUAAAUUUAAUGCAGGUAUUGUGCUAUGGGGGUAAAGAUUUUCUUUAUCUGUCCUUGUGGUACUGAGACAGAGAUGUUAGAGAAAGUGUUCAACUGCACUCCCAGUAAGUAGCGCAGUCAGGAUCCAUUAAUUAUCCACAGCCACAGAGCUCUGGAUGACCUCUGCUUCAGAAAGAGCAUUAUUGUUGUCCAAACAGCUCACAUUCAGCUCCAGCACUUUAAGCCUGCCUUGCCUGGAUUAUAGGUACUGAUGGCCAAAUGAAGCUUUCUGAAGCAUUGAAGCUUGUGUUGAAAUACGGUUCAUUACUCUAAGCAUUUCAACACAGUCCUCUCUGGUGACAUCUGGUGGACAAAAAUAUGAAGAGCAGCUUGAAUCUACAAAAUCAAAUGAACUACUUCAUGAUGACUGCCCAUUCUACAGAGUGGAGUUCACAAUUCUGUCUGAUAUUGGGCCACCAUUGUGUUGCUUUGAAAAUGUAUUUUUUGGGGUAAAAAAAAUUGUUAUGUUUAUUUGUUUAAUAAAUAAUUUUCAUC